Messenger RNA from Trichobilharzia regenti, 1387 nucleotides. The record is from the annotation of a GenBank genome assembly. Lineage: Eukaryota; Metazoa; Platyhelminthes; Trematoda; Strigeidida; Schistosomatidae.
GAGGAAAUAACCAGGUAUCAACUACAUCACCGUGGAGUACUGGUUGUUUCAGGUAACCAUAAUCUUACAGAACCGACUACUAGAAUUUUUGCCUACGCUCUGAAUUAACUAACUUAGGAAAAGGUCAGACACGCAAAGACUCUUAGUAGAAGGAAUUUGACACAGAUUUCUCUCCUCUUUACAUGAAUUAAACAGCUUGUAUCGGAAAUCUUAAAGUUCAUCAGAUAUUGGAUGUGAUAUCACUUGACCUUGGGGACAGUUUAAAACGUUUUCCCACGUUUGGUUGUAUUCACGUGUUUAAAACGUUUUUCCAAGGGGAUCGUUCAAAGUCCGUGAUACCAGUCAAUUUUCUCUGUGAUUAUGCCUAUUCGUAAGGAGACUACUCGUCACCACCUUAGGGAAAUAACACAUAAGGAGAGAAUUCAGAAAGCUAAAGAACGUAGAAUCAAACGUAAACAAAGGAAGGAAAGUGGUACACCUGCAGGAAUUCCUCAAACUCUUGAAUCACUUCGGACGGUGGAUGAAACUAUUGUUCCAAGGAAUGAUGACGAAGUGAUAAUCGAACAUGAAACAGAUGAGCUUUCACCUAUUUUCAAUGGAGAAGUAACUCCGAAAAUUUUACUGACUUAUUCUGAUCGUGUUUGUCCCAGGACUAUUGGAUUUUGUAAAGAACUUAGCAAGGUUAUUCCAAAUGUUCAUGUUACUGCGCGUUGGCAUUUACCUCUGAAGAAAAUCAUACCUUUAGCCAUUGAACGUGGAUUCACAUGUUUGUUAACUGUAAACGAAGACCAAAAGAAGGUCAAUACUGUAGUUAUUAGUCAUUUACCUAACGGACCGACGGCUACAUUUCGUUUAACUAAUGUGUUACUUCGUCGAGAAAUGCGUUCCAAUCGAAAAAAUAAAUAUAUUGAGUCUAAUGUUAUACCUCACUUGAUUACUACACGUUUCAUGACACGUCUUGGUCUUCGCACUGAACGUAUUUUAAGCGGAAUGUUCCCACAUAUAAGUCGCCAACCACCAGAACCACAUAGUAGAACAAUUGUUUUUCACAAUCAAAGAGAUUACAUCUUUUUCCGUCACUAUCGUUAUAUUCAUCAAAAUACUGGUGUUAACGAGGAUAAAAAUGGCGAGAAUGAGCAUAUCGUAAUGAAUGAAGUUGGACCAAAGUUCACCCUUAAAUUACGAUCAAUUCAGUUGGGCACUUUUGAUAGUCAAUUCGGCAGCUAUGAAUGGGUACGUAAACGAACCGAAGUUGGCAGGAGUCGACGAACAUUUGUUUUAUAAUUGAUGAAUGGUAUAUCUGCUGUAAAUAUAAUUGUAAUUUGUGAAUGACUUUUGCUUUAUAAAAAGAAUUAUUCAGAGUCUAUAAAUAUACACUAAAAAUAGA